This is a messenger RNA of Cylindrotheca closterium, 2217 nucleotides long. NCBI's taxonomy places the organism in Eukaryota, Bacillariophyta, Bacillariophyceae, Bacillariales, Bacillariaceae. The record is from the annotation of a GenBank genome assembly.
AUGUCAGGGCGCCCGGUGUACAUUCCUCCCGCAAAGAGAAAAAGUGGCAGCAACAACAACAGCAAGCCACAGAGAUUUCAUGGAGCGUUCACGGGUGGAUUCUCCGCGGGGUAUUUCAAUACUGUGGAUACUAAAGAAGGAUGGAAGCCAAGCAAUCAAAAACUCAAAGACCAGCGUUUGGAGGAUUUUAUGGACGAGCAAGAUCACGAAGAAUGGGGGGGACCAACAAAGGUUCGGCAAGAUUACCAUCCGGAUACAAAAGAUACCACCUCCAGUUUGAGACCAGGCCCUGAAAAGAAAACCGAGUCAUUGGACACACUCCUUCGGAUAUCAGCCCAUCGAGCGAUUGGUUCGAGGCUCCUGAGGAAGCUUGGUUGGAGAGAAGAAGGAAAGGCCGCCUUUGUGCCCAUGGGACGUGACGAACAAGUUGAAACUAAGCAGGAAGAAGAUAAUGACGCUAAUUUGGUUCUUUCUAGGAGGCGGCUGAAAAAGAUUCGCCUGCAAACCAAUCGCUUCAAAAUUCCACCACCUAAGCUGGACGACUGUGGACUGGGAUUUGAACCGCACCAAGAUGCACCGGAAUUCAAAGCCUUUCGAGAGCGAAAAAAGCAACUCGCCAAAGAACGUGGUUCAGCAGGUGGCUCUAGUAGCGAUGUCUACCGAGCAUCGGCACUGACAGAAGGAAACAACGGGGAUCAACUCUCGAGCGGAAAAGGUGACAACGAUUGUGAUGAUUAUUUGAAUUAUGAAACCACAGAAGAUUUCAUUGGGAAGACGUCAGUAGGUGGAUUCGCUCUCAGAGACGACGAAGAUGAUGCUUACGACAAUACAACCAACGGAAGGCCAGGUGGGAAACCUUCUCGUGACAUGUUGGGGGACGAAUACAACACGGAAAUUUACGAACAUCGAGACAGUGACAAUGAAGAAUCAGCUGGGGAUGUUACAUUUGAUCCAUCUCGAGCGCAAUUGAAUGAUAGAGGCCUGUUACAGCGCAAGACUGAUCUUAGUGGCGUUCUGUCGUCGUGGGCGAACACGUCCAGCAAUACGACCAAAGCAGCAGCGUUGAUGUCGAACGGAAAGCCUCCUUUGGAAGGAUUUGUUUUGGGUGGAAGCAUAAAUUCUCACAAGAAACGUUAUCCUGGUCCAGACAUGCCUAGAGAUUACAUCACAAAACGACACAUCUUUGGAGAAAAUGAACAUCCACUGAUUUUCCAAACAAUUGCUCGAGCGGUCAAACUACAAGAGAAAGAACAGCACCGACAAAAAAUGAACCAGAAGGUUCUUCCUCCGUUGACAGGAAGCAAGAACUUUGUCAAUCUUGCACUAGCAAUGAAAAAUCGUUUCACCACUAGCAAAACCGAAGAAACCAAGGUAACAGGCCGAGCUGGCUUGUACAAACCCGACCCACUUGUUGCAAAACGUCAAAGAGGCGAAGACACAUCUCCGACAAACGUUCCUACCGCCAAGAAACCUAUUGUGCUGAAGCGCACAGUCCAAACCUUUCUUCCUCAUCCAUUGCUCUGUAAACGAUUCGGAGUUCCUGUGCCAAAGAAUGCCGUCGGAAUAUCUAUGAAUUCAUCCAUGAUAUCUUCAAAUCAACCUUCAAGAGUUACAGAAGCCAACUACUUUGAAACGGAGAUUAUGAGUGUUCGGGAAAACAAAAAAGUGUCAAAGCAGGAGAAAGUAAGAGAUAAAAAGAAGGCUAGCGAUAAAGCGAAUCCUGACAUGGACAUGGAGCAAGAUCCAGAUGGUCUGCAACGGCCAUCUAUGGAAAAGCUCAAGUCCAUUUUCGAAGCCAACUCCGAUACUGAUUCCAGUACCGAUCUUGAUGCUUCUAGCGAUGAAGAUGAGGAACAAGAGGAACGACCGGGGAACGAAAUGAUGCAAAGAGCAAAGGAUAUUGUCGCGAACGCUGUUGCCAUGGGAGGCGAAAGGCCUUCCUCCGAAACAUCUCGGCCGAUGCCUGGCAGCAAGGAGGACAAUGACAACAACAAAGACGACAUGUCGUCAUCUGCUUCUUCCGCUGACUCCAGACGGCGCGAACGUCGUAGCAAACGAAAGAGCCACCGAAAGCACUCCUCUCGGAGACGGAAACGAUCGCGUUCACCAGAUGCAGAUGACGUAGAUCACCGACGUCCCAAAGAGCGCCGGCGAAAGCAUGAUCGAAAGCAUAAAAAGAAGAAGUCGUCUCGACACAAAAGGGACAAAGAUGUUUAG